Pelobates fuscus (common spadefoot toad) is the source of this 985-nucleotide messenger RNA. Its product is annotated as extracellular calcium-sensing receptor-like. Bases 77 to 985 code for a protein of 302 amino acids. The record is from RefSeq and is a predicted model, not a curated record. Lineage: Eukaryota; Metazoa; Chordata; Amphibia; Anura; Pelobatidae. Gene Ontology annotation, molecular function: G protein-coupled receptor activity. Gene Ontology annotation, cellular component: plasma membrane. The transcript has 4 exons. Gene Ontology annotation, biological process: G protein-coupled receptor signaling pathway.
ACCUAUUCUGCUAUUCCAAUCCUGACAACCCCAAAAUACACACUACCAUUCCUGUACUGACACCCUAACAAAGCAAAUGCACACUGCUGUCCCAGAACUGAAAUCUAUGAAAUGCACUUGGAUUUUGUCUAGUGUAAGCAUGAGUCUCGGUCUGUACAAGGCAACCAGGAACUUGAUCCUCUUACUCCUUAUUCCAAAAUUCUCUUCGGAAGACCAGCAAUGCAGACUGCCCGGCACAGAGCUCAGUGGGAUGUCACAGCCUGGGGAUAUAAUGGUCGGGUUGAUAUUACCUGUGCAUAUGGAUAACUUGUAUCAGCAAGUCUUCUUCAAUGAGAGGCCACCUGUGACUACAUGUACCAACUUCUACUACGAAGGCUAUCAGCAGUUUCAAACAGUGAUGUUUGCUAUACAGGAAAUCAACAGCAAUCCCGAUAUUCUCUCUAAUAUCUCCCUUGGAUUUCAAGCACACGAUUCUUGUGGCCUUUUACAGCAGAGCGUGCAGGGAACCUUUCAGGUACUUACGGGACGCAGUACGGCCAUCCCUAAUUACCGGUGCACUGGGAAUGUCCCUUUAAGUGCUGUCAUUGGUCCAUCUGCUUCUACACAUUCUAUUAUAAUGGCACAUAUUCUGGGGCUCCACCAAUUCCCACAGAUCAGUCACUUUUCGACUAGUCCCAUUUUAAGCGACAGCUAUAGGUUUCCCUCUUUCUUCAGGACAAUUCCCAUUCAAGUCAUGAAGAACUCAACAGCUACAGUUGUGAUCAUCUUUUGCAAUGACUUAAAUUUGAUUCCUAUUCUGGAUGAGAUGUUGCUAAGGAAAAUUUCAAAGAAAACAUUUGUUGCCAGUGAAGCAUGGUCCACAUCUACUCUGUUUAACAUGAAUAAGUAUUCUGGGCUUCUUAUUGGUACUCUUGGGUUAGCUAUUCCACAUGGAACAAUACCGGAACUUCAACAAAGUACACCCAUCUAUGACUUUUGGAGGUAG